AUGUCUAUUGUGCGCGUCCGUCAUGAAAGUCCCGUCGGUGUCGAGGGGCAUCAUCUAGUAGAGCAUGAUCCCAAAUGUUGGCGAAGAGGUCAAGAUGUUAUCAUGACGAUGACAUCUGUUGGUCUACUGUACGGAGGUCGCAGAAGCGGACAGAGAGAAUUCUUCGUAGGAAAGGGUACGUCUCUGGCUUACUGGGUCUACAAGACGAAGGACCCACUGUUUACUGUUUCCUCGCGUGCCUUGGCCAUGUGGCCGCCCGCUCCCGUGGCACUCCGACCAAUAUUCGUGCAGGCCUCGCACCUCGGCUCGCUGUUUGUUAGGAUUGUGGUCGCAGGUUCAGCCAAACGUGAGGAAGAGGACGACCGAGCUAUCUGUGGCAACAUUUGGACCACCGUGACAGUGGCUUCGAAACUGCAACCAUAUCGUGAUCAUUAUAUAUCUGUCCUAAAUUCUGGGAGAGCACAUAACUCCUUCCUCCUUCUCGCUGGACUCGAACGAACACCAGGGACUUGUCGUCUCUCCCGCUUUUACGCCCUGUAUUCUUGUCGCUCCCAUUGCUACUUCGUAACUCCGACUGCUGCUUUAUUGCUGAUACUUGUAUUCUUACGAGUUAUGGCUUCUUUCGAUAUCAACGAUUUUCUGGUAUCUGCUAGCUCAUUGACUGAGCCUGCAGAGCAUGAUUUCGUAGUCGCCAACGGUGGCACUACUCAUGAUCACGCCCCAAUUAAAAUGGGCAGAUCCGCCCUUGCCCUUGAGAAUGGCUUCAAGCAAGCCCCGUACGGGCGGUUGACAGACAAGGAUGACACAUUAUCGCCCUGGAAAGCCCACAACAACAAAAACCUCAUGCUUCAUGCUGCCGUCCAGGAGGAACAUGCUUAUGGACAGGAGCAGAAUCCUAAAAGCUGGCCUUUAAGGGGUUUUACACCGGUUGUUGAAGAACUGGGGCCCGAUGAAAUGAUAGCACUGUUGCACCCAGGGUGGAAUGCAGGUUCAGCUAUCAGUGCACUUCCCGACGUUUUCCAAACCCAAGGCACAAUUUGUGAACCGACCAUUCAGCAUCAUCAAUGCCCCAAUGGAAAGGCCAGCAACGCUGAAGAAUUUCCUGUACAGCUUGGUGUUCAAGCUUUCCAAAUCAAUGAGAAUACUCCGAGGCAAAUGUCAGGCGAAAUUUCAGUACCGCCACAGCUAGUUAUUCCUAUUCGAAAGCAUCCUCAUGCUUCCAGGAAAGUGUGGCCAUCGCGCCGCCGAGGAGCUCAUACUACGCCAGAAGAUUCACCUCAUGCUGUCUCUUUGACCCAGCAAGCACUUGUGCCAUCUAAUUUUUUAAAAUUUUGGCCCCCUGGUUUAAUCAAGAUGAAAAGGCUGGUGAAAAAUGCUGUAGAGAAGGCCCUGCAGUUAUUGUCGAUGAUUGCAAAGCACGUAUGCGAGGGCUAA
Messenger RNA from Serpula lacrymans var. lacrymans S7.9, 1434 nucleotides. RefSeq lists its product as uncharacterized. The transcript has 8 exons. Bases 1 to 1434 code for a protein of 477 amino acids. The record is from RefSeq and is a predicted model, not a curated record. NCBI's taxonomy places the organism in Eukaryota, Fungi, Basidiomycota, Agaricomycetes, Boletales, Serpulaceae.